AAAAGACAUCCACACUCAUUUUAAAUUAGGCUCCAAUCAGAUUUGUUUUGCACGAUGGGGAGCAUAGAACCGACCUUCUCCGCACCUGCGGAAGAGCACUCUUUCAAUGGGCUGCUUUUCGACAUGGAUGGAACCAUUAUCGAUUCGACGGAUGCGGUAGUCAAGCAUUGGCAGAAGAUAGGAAAUGAGCUCGGCGUCGAUCCAAACGUUAUUCUAGCUACAUCGCACGGGCGGAGAUCGAUAGAUACUCUCCAGAUCUACGAGCCCAAGCUGGCGAAUUGGGAAUACGUCAGCCACAUUGAAGGACUGAUCCCGAAGCAAUUUGGAGCCGACGCUGUGGAGAUUGCGGGAGCCCGGGAAUUACUCCAGCAACUCGAGAAGAGUUCUGUUCCCUGGGCAGUGGUGACUUCAGGUACGAGGCCUUUGGUGAACGGCUGGCUCGAUAUUAUGAACUUGGCUCGUCCGAAGAACCUUGUAGUGGCGGAGGACGUCGAGCACGGGAAGCCAGACCCUGCAUGCUACCAGCUGGGCCGAUCUAGGCUCGACGUGCCGCGAGAUGCUUCGAUGCUGGUACUGGAAGACGCACCCGCAGGCGUGCGAGCUGGCAAAGCUGCAGGGUUCAAAGUCGUGGCUCUGGCGACAACGCACACGCUGGAACAGCUCAGAGAGGCCGGCGCCGACUGGAUCGUGCAAGACAUGCGCAGUGUGAAGCUCAUCGGAUGGGAUAAGAGCACGAGAGAGGCGAGGAUCCAGAUUUCCGACGCGCUGGUCUGGCGGACGUGAAGCCUGGAGGGUGGUGUCCAAGUCAACUUGCAUUGCACGGUGUUGUUCGCAGUACCCAAUCCAGCGUAGAUACAUGUUUCCUUAAAGAAUGUCUCGCGGUACAGGGCAUGAUUGAUGGAGUUUAGAUCGAAUCAGAACCUCAGCAUUCCACGUCCCCCGGGCAUGGCUCUCAUUCGACGUGGUCGACACAUCGGUACGACCAAGUCACAUGGGUGGAGUGUUCGCAUGGCCUUCUUAUCGUCGAAUAGGUGUGUUGCAUCGCAUGGACAACUUCAGGAGUACGAGUUUCUCGCCAUACCGUGAAGGUUUCUAGAACGGUCACAGGUUACAGCGCAUGGCCGACGUCAUACGGCCGAUGAUCCGAAUGCUUCUCCUUACUUUUGGCAGCGUGAGGGCCUCUGUGUGACGGCGGUUUCGACGGAAAGAUUACGAUCAACC
Messenger RNA from Mytilinidion resinicola, 1221 nucleotides. RefSeq names its product HAD-like protein. Gene Ontology annotation, molecular function: sugar-phosphatase activity; beta-phosphoglucomutase activity. Bases 55 to 783 code for a protein of 242 amino acids. The record is from RefSeq and is a predicted model, not a curated record. The transcript is spliced from 4 exons. Lineage: Eukaryota; Fungi; Ascomycota; Dothideomycetes; Mytilinidiales; Mytilinidiaceae.